Messenger RNA from Lampris incognitus (smalleye Pacific opah), 3081 nucleotides. It is a transcript of the gene safb, whose product is annotated as scaffold attachment factor B. Gene Ontology annotation, cellular component: nucleus. The coding region runs from base 105 to 2585 and encodes 826 amino acids. The transcript has 21 exons. Lineage: Eukaryota; Metazoa; Chordata; Actinopteri; Lampriformes; Lampridae. Gene Ontology annotation, biological process: regulation of mRNA processing; regulation of transcription by RNA polymerase II. The record is from RefSeq and is a predicted model, not a curated record. Gene Ontology annotation, molecular function: RNA binding; sequence-specific DNA binding.
CUUUACAUAAACUGUUGCAAGCAGUCUCUUAUUUCUGCCGGAACAUCGUCUAAAUAAACUGCGUUUACCUCGCGUUUAGGAAACAUUUUUCGACCACCGACACCAUGGCUGACUCUUCAGUAGAAGUAGAGGUCCCUGAGGAUGUCGAAGUUCGCAAAUUAUCAGAGUUGAGGGUUAUUGAUUUGAAGGCCGAGCUCAAGAAACGAAACCUGGACACGACGGGCAUAAAGAGCGUGCUGUCAGAGAGAUUAAAAAAGGCUAUCGAGGAAGAGGGUGGAAAUCCAGAUGAAAUUAUAAUCGCUCAGGAGCCAACACCCAAAAAAGCAGCGCCUAAACGAUCAAUCAAAGACGCAAGGCAAGAAAACGAAGAACCAGAGGACAGCGCUGUUGAGGAAGAUUCUGGUGAUGGACAGGAAGAGCAUCAAGAUGAUCUGGAUAAUAUGCAGGAGAUGGACAUUCUUGACAUGAAUGUUCUGGAUGAGGCUGAGAACGACAAUGGAAUACCUGCCGAGGAUGAUGAGGAUUUGAACAAUGAAGAAGACAAUGACGCAGAGGAGGAGCUAUUGAGGGAGGACGAACAAGACAAUGGGGUAAUGGAUUCAGAGGAUAAAGUCAACCUUGAAGAGAUGGAUGGAUCUGAAUUCAUAGAAAAAGAUGAAGACCUGACAUGCCUAUCACCCAAAAAGGUUCUAGAAAAGGAUUCCAAUGCAGAUGACUUGAAGGAAGAAACAGAAAAUGACAAAGUAGCCGGGUCUUGUUUAUCUGAGCCGCUUAAUGAAGAUCGCCACCAGGAGAUGACCACAGAAGAAGAGCAAGCCGCUGCUGCAGGGGAAGACAAUGUGCGUGACAUCGGUGCCAAAAGCAACGAGGCUGCCGCUGGUAGUAUGGAGAGCGACAAAGAUGUUGUGGAGACUGAUAUGAAAGAGGUUGGGGACACUGAGAACGUCAUGGAAGAGACAGUUGACACUGAAAGCGAAAGCACUCAGGCUGUUAGCGUAAGCGAACAGGGCACCGCGGGCGAAACUGUUGAUUCACAAAUGGGGUCUAAGAAGGGUGAGGAGGAAGAGGGGAAGACUGAAGAGAAGGAGGGAGCCAAAGAGUCCUCUUCUGUAGAGGGCGAUGAUCAGAAAAAGAGCUCUGAUGAGAAAGAUGGCAGCACUGAGUCAAAAGAUGAAAAGGCCUCUGGAGGUAUUGGGGCAGCAAGCAGUGGCAAAAAUCUAUGGGUCAGUGGCCUCUCUUCCACUACCAGAGCGACUGAUCUGAAGACGCUAUUCAGCAAGUAUGGCAAGGUUGUUGGUGCCAAGGUGGUUACAAAUGCUAAGAGCCCUGGAGCUCGAUGCUAUGGCUUUGUCACCAUGUCCUCUACAGAGGAGGCCACUAAGUGUAUCAGCCAUCUACACAGGACUGAGCUGCAUGGCAGGAUGAUUUCUGUGGAGAGGGCCAAAAAUGAGCCGACAGGGAAGAAGCCUGCAGACAAGAAUGACACUAAGAAGUCUGGCAGUGACAGGAGACACUCCUCAGACUCCAAGUCUGAUGGCAAGGAUGAUAAGUCAGAGGGUGAAGGAAAAGAUGGCAAAGGCCGUAAUGAGAGGACUGUAGUGAUGGACAAAUCCAAGGGAGAGCCAGUUAUCAGCGUUAAAACCAAAAGCAAGGAGCGAAGCUCUAAGAGUCGGGACCGCAAGUCGUCUAGUAAGGAGAAGAAAGAAAUCCUGUCGUUUGACCAGAUCAAGCAGCAGAGGGAGAGAGAGAGGCAGAGGCAGCGGGAGAGAGAGAUAAGGGAGGCGGAGAGGCGUAGACACACUGGCGACCGUGACCGUGAUGGCCGCUCGGAACGUGAGCGCAUCCGAUUGUUUCGGGAGAAGGAGGAACGGGAGCGCUUGCUUCGGAAGAGGAGCUGGCUAGAGGUGGAGAAACAGCGUCUAGAUGCAGACCGCAUGGAACGUCAGUUCUUGGAGCGGGAGCGGUUGCGUGUUGAGUACGAGCGACGUCGCGAGCAGGAGAGAAUCCACAGGGAGAGGGAGGAGCUCCGACGGCAGCAGGAGCAGCUUCGCUUUGAACAGGAUCGCCGCCAAAUAAAGAGGCCUUAUGACAUGGAUGGCAGGAAAGAUGACUGGCCUGACAAGCGCAUGGCCAUGGAUGACCGGUAUGGCCGCACAGACUUCAAUCGUCAGGACCGCUAUCAAGACUUUGACCACAGAGACCGUGGCCGUUACCAAGAUGAUGUGAUGAUAGACAGGCGGGAUAACUCGCGUGGCAUGGGUGGAGACAGAGAUGGCCAAAACUUCUCAGACCGGUCAGAGAGACAUGGCAGAGACUCCUGGGGAGGCGGCUAUGACAAGCGGAUGAACCCCAGGGAGGGAGGCCGGGACUGGGACUCUGGGCGGAAGAUGGAUGGAGACAGACCUUGGCAAAAUAGAGAUGGUGCUAUCCCUGGCCAGAGCCACAUGGGACGCGGAGGAAUGCAGAGCCGUGGAGGCUACAUGAACACAGGAACAUCGCAGUCUCUCUCCGGAGCGCUCAAUAGACAGAACCAGAUGAUGCAGGGCGGAGGCCUGCAGGGUGGAGCCUUCGGACGGCGCUACUGAUGUCCCACCAUCUGAUCUGUGGGAAUGCUUUCUGGGAUUCAGUUUAGAACACCAUACCAGGAAGAUGUUUUCUUGGUACGGUGUGUCUUGUUUUUUGUUUUGGUUUUUCCAAACAGAUUUUUUUUUACACAAUUCCCAUUUAAUUUAAACGGAAAACCCUUGAUUCUCUGUAUAUCUUUUGUGUGUGUGUGUGUGUGUGUGUGUGUAUGUGUGUGUGCGCGUGUGUAUUCUAGAGAUCACAUUCUGUGUUUCUUUCAGUUGUUCUGAUAGAAUUAUUAGAUUUCAACAUUUAUCUGCUGGCAAGGAAGCCGUGUGUGAGGGUCCUUUCCUCAUAACUGUUAGCACCAUUAUUUUCAGUAGGAUAUGCUUCAUACACGGCUGGUAUGGUGGACGCCGACACAGCAACUACUGUCUAACUCAAUGAGACUGUUUAUCCGUGACACAUUUAAAUGUUUUGAAGUGAAACUUGUCCACUGCUUGUAAAACGCUCACAAAA